CCAACAUGAACAUGCAGCCCAACCAAGGUCCCAUGAUGCACCAGCAGCCUCCCUCACAGCAGUACAAUAUGCCCCCUGGUGGCGCCGGCCAGCACUACCAAGGCCAACAGAACCCCAUGGGUAUGAUGGGCCAGGUCACCCAGGGGAACCAUGUCAUGGGCCAGAGGCCCAUGCCACCUUACAGACCCCCGCAGCAAGGACCCCCACAGCAGUACCCAGGGCAGGAAGACUACUAUGGCGACCAGUACAGUCACGCAGGACAGGGCGCCUCAGAAGGUAACGCGCAGUACGUCCAGAACCAGGAGGCGUACCAGCAAGGCCCGCCCCAGCAGCAAGGCUACCCACCCCAGCAGCAGUAUCCCGGCCAGCAGGGCUACCCUCCGCAGCAACAGGGAUACGGUCCUUCCCAGAGCGCCCCGGGCCAGUACCCCAACUACCCACAGGGGCAGGGGCAGCAGUACGGGGCCUACCGCCCACCUCAGCCCGGCCCCCCCCAGGGCCAGCAGCAGCGCCCCUAUGCCUACGAACAGGGACACAUGAGGAAAUAAAGACCCAGGGAUUUGAACCCCUGACUAGCUCUGUAAGAAGCAAAGGGCCAGUAUGGAAAUUACCAGCAAUGAAAAGAUGGUCACAGCAAACCCACACAGCCCCGCUCUGACCUCUUCUCUGAGCUUUGACCUCUGGGGUCAUCUGUUGAGUAGAAUUUAAAUUAUGGCUGCAGCUCGAUGAGACACACACACACACACACACACACACACACACACACACACACACACACACACACACACACACACACACACACACACACACACACACACACACACACACACACACACACACACACACACACACACACACACACACAAACAUACAAAAGCACUCACGCGCACACACUAACACCCACACACACACACACACACACACACACACACACACAGAGAGAGGUUCCCUCUUCUGGAACGAUCCAUCGGGGCGCUCAUCCACACCUGUAAGAUGUAUUGUUGUGUUGUCAACGCUGACGUGAUGCGGCCCGUUUCUCAGAGCUCUUUCUCCGGUCGCGGCGGUCUCCGAGCAGCGUAGCCUUAACAACACCAAACAAACAGAGCUGCCUUAUCGUACAAACAUUGCAGUUUUUGUGAAACUGGCAUACAAAACGUGAAAUUUGGGGUAUCACCAAUUGUUUUAAAUGUACCAACUCGCUAGGUAGGUGGAUGCAUUCCCCCCCGCCCCCUCCCUCUCGCUCCCUGUCAAUGAGAAGCAAUAAUGCCAACAGUAGAGAUACGCUUUUUUGAUGAGGUUAACUUUGUCUAUGACUUUGGAGACUAGUCCUAAAUACUGUGUUGUUUAUUUCCUUAACUGUACGUGUCAAUGUAUCUUUUUGGUUAUGAUCUUUUAUGAUGAUCCCAUCCGGCACAUUUUGUAUUAUUUUGUUUUGUUUUAUGUAUUUCUUUGAUGAAUUGUAUCUGUCUAAAUUACAAUUUCAAGACCGAUGUGGUCGUCCUACGGUGGCUUUGGUGGUACAAACACAUGCUCCUGCACAAUAUGGCGCUAAAAUACAAACCUAAUCGGUGUACUUUUUGGACCUGGACUGAAUCGUUAAAAAUGUAGCAUGCCGGCCACGGCUUUGGUGAAACUGAACUAGAACUAUUCAUUUAUAUAAACCAUUUUCAGGGUUUUCCACUUUAUUUAGCUCACACAGAUCUACCAAAUUUGCCAUUAGAGGAAUAGACGUUUGCGUGGUUGGAAAAGUGUGCCGAAGCAGAAGACGCAUAGCGGACAUCUUUUGAAAUGUAAGGCAAUCCCUCUCUGCUUGCCAAAGCCUUCUCCUAUUAUUUGAAUUAGUUGUUUAACUAAGGUCCACGGCCAUUUUGUCCACUGACUGCAAACCAAUGAUUGCGGGGGUGAAAAACCACCCCAAUCUUAACUACGGUUUUGUGCCGGAGGAUUAUCUCCUUGAAUAGACUUCUGAGGCGAUGCCAUCGAUAAAGUGUUGUGUACGAAUCAACCGAAAAAAACUUGUUACUAUCAUAUAUGUAACAUAAGAUGUGAAAAUAAUGUUUCGGAGAGAUAAAAGGAUUUCAUAAUUUUACAGUUUAAAAAAAGAAAAACAACGGGUGGUGCAGUUGUGGCUACAGCCGCUUGAUAUGUGUCCUAUGGUCAGUGUUGCCAGGUUGGGUGGGAAAUCUGACCCAACCUGGCAACACUGCUUAGUUGAUCUGGUGUACAGUGGCAUAGAGGAGGAACAGACACGGUCGUCCUCAUCUUGUUUAUAUGGCUGUUUAAUAUUUUUCAUUCUGCACCCAUUCGAAACAGUGUCGGUUGUCAUUGAAAUGUAAAACUGUACAUUAUAAUAAACUACAAAAAAACAAAUCUCUA
Messenger RNA from Gadus chalcogrammus (walleye pollock), 2376 nucleotides. RefSeq names its product protein SSXT-like. Lineage: Eukaryota; Metazoa; Chordata; Actinopteri; Gadiformes; Gadidae. Bases 6 to 548 code for a protein of 180 amino acids. The transcript is spliced from 7 exons. The record is from RefSeq and is a predicted model, not a curated record.